This is a messenger RNA of Babesia sp. Xinjiang, 348 nucleotides long. RefSeq lists its product as uncharacterized. The transcript has a single exon. Bases 1 to 348 code for a protein of 115 amino acids. The record is from RefSeq and is a predicted model, not a curated record. NCBI's taxonomy places the organism in Eukaryota, Apicomplexa, Aconoidasida, Piroplasmida, Babesiidae.
AUGUAUAGACAAUAUGGCAAUGGCACAUCUAUAUGUGGACCUAUCGCAAGGAAGGGUUACGUGGAAGGCGCAUUUCUAUAUCCUCAUGAAGGAAGACGGCUGAUACAGCCGUGUGAAGCUGACCGUAAACGUAGUUCUAAAAGUUCUAUGCAACAAAAGAAGAAACCGAAGAAACCAGUUAUAACUGGAAGAGGCAAAGUUACACUUACUCAAGAACAAAAGGAACAGAUUGAAAAAAUCUACAGAGCACAUAUCGCAGUUACGGACUCAAAGACAUAUGUAGAGAAUCUGGCACUACAUACACAUGUAGAGGUACAUAAUGUCAAUAAUAAUUUCAAUAUCCUAUAG